UCGAGAUCACCCGCCGCCGGCGCCGGGCUCCGCACGGGUGAGGAGCGGAAGCCUCUGUCCCGAGGCGGACUCCCGCGUCACAGAGCCCGGGCGGCCACGGGGAGGUGCGGAGCGGGGGCGCCCGGCGGACUCCGCGACCCCCGGCGAGCGGGCGCCCCGAGCGGGCAGCCCCUCCGGGGAAGGCGGCGGCGGCCGCGUUGGCCGCGCUCGGGCGCCCCUCGCGCGUCGCUCCAUGCCCGUGUGGUGCUGUCGCUGUUCCCUGGCCGGUCAUUUCAGAAAUUAUAGUGACACUGAAACCGAAGGAGAGAUUUUUAAUUCCUUAGUGCAAUAUUUUGGUGAUAAUUUGGGGCGAAAAGUUAAAGCGAUGCCAUUAGUUGAAGAAACUUCUUUACUUGAAGAUUCAUCAGUGACUUUGCCUGUGGUGAUAAUAGGAAAUGGACCCUCAGGAAUAUGCCUUUCUUAUAUGUUAUCAGGCUACAGACCAUAUUUAUCAUCAGAAGCAGUACACCCAAAUACAAUUUUACAUAGUAAAUUAGAUGAAGCAAGACAUCUUUCCAUUGUUGAUCAGGACUUAGAAUACUUGUCUGAGGGCCUUGAGGGCCGAUCAUCCAAUCCAGUUGCAGUGCUUUUUGACACACUUCUUCAUCCAGAUGCUGACUUUGGGUAUGAUUAUCCAUCCGUUUUGCAUUGGAAACUAGAACAACAUCAUUAUAUCCCACACUUAGUUCUUGGUAAAGGUCCACCUGGUGGGGCUUGGCAUAAUAUGGAAGGCUCCAUGUUGACAAUCAGCUUUGGAAAUUGGAUGGAGCUACCUGGACUUAAAUUUAAGGAUUGGAUGUCUAGCAAACGAAGGAGCCUAAAAGGGGAUCGAGUUAUGCCAGAGGAAAUAGCUCGCUACUAUAAACAUUAUGUAAAAGUCAUGGGUCUUCAGAAGAAUUUCAGAGAAAAUACUUACAUAACCUCUGUAUCAAGACUCUAUAGAGAUCAAGAUGAUGAUAGUCAAGACGGAGAUAUUUCAACAAAGCAUUUACAGAUAGAGAAGUCAAAAUUUAUCAAGAGAAACUGGGAAAUCAGGGGUUAUCAGCGAAUAGCAGAUGGUUCUCAUGUUCCCUUCUGUCUCUUUGCUGAGAAUGUAGCUCUGGCAACUGGAACAUUGGAUUCUCCUGCACAUCUGGAAGUUGAAGGGGAAGAUUUCCCAUUUGUGUUUCAUUCAAUGCCUGAAUUUGGAGCUACUAUAAGCAAAGGAAAGUUGCGUGGCAAAGUGGAUCCAGUGUUAAUUGUAGGUUCUGGGCUUACUGCAGCUGAUGCAGUACUAUGUGCUUACAACAAUAAUAUCCCUGUGAUUCAUGUAUUUCGCAGAAGAGUAACUGAUCCAAGCUUAAUUUUCAAACAGCUUCCCAAAAAGCUUUAUCCUGAAUAUCAUAAAGUCUAUCAUAUGAUGUGUACUCAGUCAUAUUCUGUAGACUCAAAUCUUUUAUCUGAUUAUACCAGUUUUCCUGAGCACCAUGUGCUUUCUUUUAAGUCGGACAUGAAAUGCAUUCUUCAAAGUGUCUCUGGAUUGAAGAAAAUAUUUAAGCUCUCUGCAGCAGUAGUAUUGAUAGGUUCUCAUCCUAAUCUAUCUUUUCUGAAGGAACAAGGGUGUUACCUAGGCCAUAACUCAAACGAGCCGAUUACAUGUAAGGGUAAUCCUGUGGAAAUAGAUGCAUAUACCUAUGAGUGUGUUAAAGAAACCAGCCUUUUUGCAUUGGGUCCUUUGGUUGGAGACAAUUUUGUUCGAUUUUUGAAGGGAGGAGCACUGGGUAUUACACACUGUUUAGCUACAAGACAGAAGAAAAAGCAGCAUUUGUUUGUUGAAAGAGGAGGAGGAGAUGGGAUAGCUUAAUGCAAGUUUACAGGUAAUUUAAAUGGACAGUUUACCAUUAAAGAUUUUUAAUAGUGAUUUUGCAGUGCACUGGCUUGAAUUUUCUGGACUUGAAUUAACUGGAGCAGAGCCUCAAGCUAUAUAGUAACUUCAUUUUUUUAAAGUUACCAGAAUUUGGUGUCCUAAUUUAUAUUUUAAUGUAUCAAAGGUAUCACUGUCAGACAAAUAGAAACAUUGACAGCUAGGUAUACUUUAAGCUUUCACUUAACUGAAACAUUCUUUUCUUCCAGGAUUUAUUUUUUGUGAUCAUUUUUGGUUAUAUCUUAAGUUUGAUUCCGAAAUAUUAUAGCUUUGAGUCUAUAAAACUGCACAGUCAUUAUGCCAGAAAUUGUCCUCACUAUAUAAUGGGUCACCUUGCUACUCAAAGGAUGGUCCAGUGACCUGAAGCAUCAGUUUCAUCUGUAGCUUGUUAGAAAUGUAGACUUUCAGGCCCCACAACAUAUUUACUGAACCAGAAACUGCAUUUUAACAAGAUCCCCAAGGAAUAUGUGUGCUCGUUGAAGUUUGAGAUACACUGGUCUGAAUGAAAAGGGGAUAUAAGGGUAUGUGUGCUGGGGUUGGGGUGGGGGCAAGGAGGCAUUUACAACUCAGGUUUUAUUUAUUAUAAAGUCAUCAGUUGUAUAAAUCUAAUUUAUUACCAAAUAUGAUGGUCUUUAAAAAAAUAUUUUUAUUGUUGAAACCUUGACAGGAAUGUCAAAUUAUUAACUUCUAAUAAUUUAAGCAGUCCAAUAAUGUUAGUAUAUACUUCGGCGUCUAAGAACCCGCCAAGAUAUUUUCCAGAGAUUUAUUCUCUACUUAACCACGCAAUUCAAUAAACUGUGGAUGGAAGGAACUAUU
Cynocephalus volans (Philippine flying lemur) is the source of this 2758-nucleotide messenger RNA. It is a transcript of the gene OSGIN2, whose product is annotated as oxidative stress induced growth inhibitor family member 2. Bases 233 to 1882 code for a protein of 549 amino acids. Gene Ontology annotation, molecular function: growth factor activity. Gene Ontology annotation, biological process: negative regulation of cell growth. The transcript has 6 exons. The record is from RefSeq and is a predicted model, not a curated record. NCBI's taxonomy places the organism in Eukaryota, Metazoa, Chordata, Mammalia, Dermoptera, Cynocephalidae.